ACAUAGUUGCUACCAAGUUUCCUGCACAGCAUUUGAACGUUGACUGGCAGGCACGUGGGUGGUGGUUGCUACAAAGUUACACCCUAUAGUGUCCAGAAUGGGAAAUUUGUCAAAACAUCAAUCUAAAAAGGAAAGUAUCAAAGUUAUCAGAUGUAUUUUAGUAUGUAGUGGCUGGCAUACGUUGUUGAUCGUCGAAUGUUGAGUAUAAACACCCGAACGCAUUUUUUGUGGGAGGAAACCUCCUGUACGCAUGAUGUUGCAUUCACCAAACAACAUACCAUCCAAAAUGUGACGUUGUACUUACUGUACGCUAGCAUUUGGCGUAGUCUUCUACGCACGAUAGUAGCUUUCACUCAAAUGACAUUUAAAUGGCUACACUGUACAGCACAGUAUAUCGGUGCUCAAAAUGUACGAAUAGUAACAUUGUUUCCAUGUACUUUGUAACAAACCGCGCUUGAGUCGACUCUGCUUUGCAACCUCAUUGUUAUUUGUACAAGAAUCUAUUUGCGUUUCUACGUUUUUGACACACAUUUGAAAUGAACGAGGAGGAAGACUUUUUGCAGAAAAUAAGGCUGGGGUUUGAAGAACUCUGUCGAGCUUUGAAUAUGGACGUGGAGGCGAGCAACGAAGCAUGGAGGAGUUACGAAAGCAUAAGAAAAAAAUACACAUUAGAGGGCAGUGACCUACACUGGCUGGCCUGUGCCAUCUAUGUGGCCUGUAGAACACCAGUACCAACAGUGGAUAAGGGUACUGCAGAGGGAAACUACGUCUCCCUGACCCGAAUACUCCACUGUUCAGAACAAAGCCUCAUUGAGUUCUUCAACAAGAUAAAGAAAUGGCAGGAUAUGGCCAGUCUUCCUCAGGACUUCCGCCAGAGCACGGAGAAGCUGGAGAGAAAUUUCACAGUUUCCGCCGUCAUCUUCAAGAAAUACGUCCCCAUCUUCAAAGCCAUCUUUAAGGCGCCCUCGGAUGAACCACCCAGAGUCCACAGGAGCCGCAAACAGAGACGCCAUCCCUGCACCGUUGCUGAAGUCUUCAACUUCUGCUGGAUUCUGUUUGUCCACGCUAAAGGAAACUUCCCUAUGAUCAGUGAUGACCUAGUGAAUUCGUACCAUCUCCUUCUGUGUGCUCUGGACCUGGUCUUCUCCAACGCUCUGCUCUGUAAUACCAGGAAGGAGCUGCUCAACCCCAACUUCAAAGGCCUUCCUGAGGACUUCAGCAGUAAGGACUACAAGCCCACUGCAGGGCCUUACUGCUUCAUAGAGCAGCUGUGUGAACUGCAUGAUGGCCUGGUGCUGGAGGCCAAAGGGGUGAAGGAACACUUCUGGAAACCCUUCAUCAGUAGGCUCUUCCAUAAGAAGAUUCUCAAAGGGAAAGAAGAGAGCUUGACUGGCUUCUUAGAUCCAGUGAAUUUUGGAGACAGUUCUGUGUCCAUAGGCCGUGUGUAUGAGGAGCAUGUUCUGGCCACUGGAGGUCUGGAUGAUAGGAUAUUUUUGGGAGAGGGCACCCCAGGCCCCUGUCUCUGUGAGGGAGAGGAGAACCAGGACGCCUCAGCAUACAGACUCUACAACAGUCAGACUGCCUCAGUCCUGAAGCGUAUGUGUAUGCCGGUCUCUACUGCCAUGCAGAGUGUUGGUCGACUACACAGCCUGCUCACUGGACUGAAGCGCGGCCCCAGCCGGAGACUCACAGACUUACUAAGGUCGUGUGCCAGAGACCCCAGUGAGGUCAUCUCCACUAGGCUGAAGGACAUGUGUCAGCUCUUCUGCCAGCACUAUGAGGGCAACUGGGAAGAGAACGCAGGACUGGGGAAAGACAUCGCAGUGUACUUCUGCCUGGCAGAGGCGCUCUACUAUAAAACCCUGGAGGCCGUCAUUGACCAGGAGAAGAAGAGACUGGGCAACUUGGAUCUCUCUGGUAUUCUGGAGCAGGAUGUGUUCCAGCGCUCUCUGAUGGCCUGCUGUCUAGAGAUUGUCAUCUUCUCCUACCGACCCCCAGGGGACUUCCCACGAAUCAUACACAUUUUCCAGCUCCCUGCAUACCACUUUUAUAAGGUGAUCGAGGUGCUGGUGCGGGUGGAGCAGGGUCUGUUCAGGAAGGUGGUGAAGCAUCUGAACCAGGUGGAGGAGCAGGUUCUGGAGAGCCUGGCCUGGAGGGGGGGAUCCCCGCUGUGGGACAGCGUCAGGGGGGCCAAGAACCAACCACCCUCCUGCCAGGAGGUGAUGCCACCACAGCAUCUGGAGGAUGGGGACGGAGCCGCCCCUCUCACCCCCAGCAACCAUGGCACUGACCUGGGCGCCAACCGUGGUGGGAAAGGUGUGUCCACCUCCACCACCACCAUGUUGGACCGCUACAGCUGCCCCGCCACGGGCUCGGCUAGGAGACGGCUGUUUGUGGAUGUGUCCUGCGACGCCCCCUCGGACCCCUCCACCACCAACCUCACUACCAACCUCAGGACCUCCCAGGCCAUCCCUGCUGGACAGACUGUGGUCACCAUGGCAACGGCCACAGUUACCGCUAACAACGGACAGACGGUCACCAUACCUGUGCAAGGAAUAGCCAAUGAGAACGGAGGCAUCACCUUCAUCCCUGUCAAGGUAAGUGUGACGGGACAAGGUACGCUCCAGCCCCUGUCUGCCCAGUCCCUGACUGGCACUUUGACCAGCCAACCACAGACCACCACCACCCUGAAAAGUCCCACUCUCCAGGGCAGCCACGCCGCCGGCAAGCCAAUCGAGAAGCCGGCAGCCCAGGGCCCGUCCAAUAACGGGCCUCAGAAAAAGAGUUCCCUCUCGCUGUUCUUCCGCAAGGUGUACCACCUGGCCAGUGUGCGUCUCAGAGACAUGUGUGCCAAGCUGGACAUCUCUAGUGAGCUGCGGAGGAAGAUCUGGACGUGUUUCGAGUACUCUCUGGUGCACUACACAGAGCUCAUGAUGGACCGACACCUAGACCAGCUCCUCAUGUGUGCUGUGUACGUCAUGACCAAGGUGACCAAAGAGGACAAGUCCUUCCAGAACAUCAUGAAGUGUUACCGCUCUCAGCCCCAGGCUAGCAGCAGCGUCUACAGGAGUGUGUUGAUCUCUGGGAGGAAGAGACGUCACUCAGGAAGCAGUGAGAGAAAUGGACAGAGCUCUCCUACAGAGACCAGCCAUGAGGGAAGUGGAGACAGCAGCCCCGUACCCAUGUGUUCCACCAGCACCCUACCCACCCCUCAGCCUGGCAGCACCCCAUCCACCCCCACCCUGGCCCCCUCCACCUUCCUCUCUACGUCCUCAUCCCUCCCUCCCUCCCAGCAGCAGGAUGAUGAAGGGGGAGUGGUGGUGGGGGAGGAGGAGCGAGGAGACCUCAUCCACUUCUACAACCGGGUCUACAUCAAACAGAUGCUCCACUUUGCCCUGCGCUACUCACCCAGCUCAUCCUCUGCAGGGCUAGAGUCUCCUCCCCUGUGCCUGUACCCCUCCCUGAGGACCAGCUCCCCUCGCAGGGUCCUCCUGUCCCACAACCACUCCAUCUAUAUCUCCCCCCAUAAGGCUAGUGACAGCCCCCCCACCGCUACCGCACAGGACAAGAUAGACUACUACAUCUGCAGUGGCCCAGCCAACCGCCUGGCGGAGAUCAACAGUAUGAUCCGCACCGGGGAGACGCCCACCAAGAAGCACAGUAUGCAGCUGGAGGAGGAGCCGUCUCCCAAGAGGUUGUGUCCGGACAACCAGACAGCCCUCUUCCGCAGGCUACAAGACGUGGCCAACGAUCGUAGCUCCUCCCACUAAGGUUGAACACACCCCCUUCAGAACACACCACUGGCUGAAGUCGGUAGUCACCAUACUAGACUGCCAUGUUAAAAACAAAUAAACUGGCAACAUCAUCAAUAUCAAAAUUGAUGAGGAUACAUUUGUUUUUCAUAAAGGAUAAGAUCUUCUAGUCUAAGGUUAGUAUGAUGGUUUAAUUUCAGAGUUAGCCUAGUGGUUGGUAGUUAAACAUCAGAUUUUAGGUUACUUCCGUCUAUUCUAGCAUGGCCAGAUUGUGUCCCUUAACACCAUAUUUUUCUAUAUACACCGAGUGCACAAAAUAUUAGGAACACCUCCUAAUGUUGAGUUGCACCCCCCCAUUUUGCCAUCAAAACAGUCUCAAUUCAUUGGGGCAUGGACUACAAGGUGUUGAAAGCAUUCCUAAGGGAUGCUGGCUGAUGUUGCCUCCAAUGCUCCCCACAGUUGUAUCAAGUUGGCUGGAUGUCCUUUGGAUGGUGGACCAUUCUUGAUACACACAGGAAACUUGAGAGUGAAAAUCCCGGCGGCGUUGCAGUUCUUGACACACUCAAAGUGGUGCGCCUGGCAUCUACUACCAUAACCCGCUCAAAGGCACUUAAAUCCACAAUCCACGUCUCAAUUGUCUCAAUGCUUAAAAAUCCUUCCUUAACCUGUCUCCUCCUCUUCAUCAACAUUGAUUGAAGUGGAUUUAACAUCAAUAAGGGAUCAUCGCUUUCACCUGGAUUCACCUGGUCAGUCUAUGUCAUGGAAAGAGCAUGUUCUUAAUGUUUUGUACACUGUGUAUGUCCAGAGUCAAAUUAAUGUAUUUUGUCUAGAAUACACAGUAAUUACAGAAUGGACUGCCAUUGGUGUGGAGCUUUGCUAGUUUGUGUAUAUGGUGGAGAAUAAUUCAAAAUCACAUGCAUUUUUAAGUGUAUUCUAUCAGUGUUACUAACUUGCUCAUGCCCACAAUUUAGCUGUUCAAUAUACUAUGAAUGAAUUCCUUUCAGUGUUUUGAUAUUCUUCUUGAGACAAAAUCCAUCAUUACACUCAUAUUCAGUAUGUAUUUAGGAUUUCAUAUCUCAGAAGUUUAUAAGAUUAGUUUUUUUAUUGAGUUGCGUCAGAAUAGAAGAAAGCACUUAACAAUGACCAUGUUCUUAAAAUAUUUUAUACAUUGUUUGGCCUUGAGUACAUGCAAGCAUUUCAAAUACGUAUUUUUAAAGCUUUUGUAACACCAGAGAAGAUGACAUGGUGUUGUUAACUCUGCCGGGUUUCUUUUCCAAAGUCUUUUGAGCUUAGUUUUAUUUUGUUAUUUUGUAUAUAAUUGUUUAACUAGGCAGAUCAGUUAAGGACAAAUUCUUAUUUUCAAUGACAGCCUAGGAACAGUGGGUUAACUGCCUUGUUCUGGGGCAAAACGACAAAUCUUGACUUUGUCAGCUCGGGGAUUCAAUCUUGCAACCUUUUGGUUACUAGUCCAACACUCUAACCACUAGGCUACCUGCUGCCGUAACAUAUUUAUGCUAUUUUUAUAACUUUAGAUAUGUUAGCAAAAAACAGUAACUUUCCAUUUUACCAAUGACGAUACUUAGUAGUAGAAUCACUGACAACAAUAUUUGUUUUCUGUCUCAUGUAGCUUCCAUUAAUUAUAAGGUAAUACUUUUAGUAUCCAAUACAUUUUAUAAUUGUGUUGUCAGUCACAAUGGCAUGUUAUCGUUUUGUUGAUCAGCAACUUAAAAGUAAUGGCAAAUGUCUUUGUCUGAACAUUGUUGUAAAAUAAAUAAAAAAUAAAGCAUAUUAUUUUAUCGUA
Molecule: messenger RNA, 5553 nt
Organism: Oncorhynchus mykiss (rainbow trout)
Lineage: Eukaryota; Metazoa; Chordata; Actinopteri; Salmoniformes; Salmonidae
Gene: rbl2
Product: retinoblastoma-like 2 (p130)
Biological process (GO): cell differentiation; negative regulation of G1/S transition of mitotic cell cycle; regulation of transcription by RNA polymerase II
Cellular component (GO): chromatin; transcription regulator complex; nucleus
Molecular function (GO): RNA polymerase II transcription regulatory region sequence-specific DNA binding
Source: RefSeq, a predicted model, not a curated record